UUGAAUUUCUUAGACAGUUGGUUUAUCAAACUCUUGCUACCUUCUUUAUGUCCAUUUUUCUCUCCAAAAAUCCCAACUUCCCCAGCUGAUGCUUUGGAUUUUGUCCCCACAGAUACUUGCACUUUCCUUUUCUUGGUAAACAUUUUAAAAGGUAAGAAUUAAGGCCUCAUUAUUCCUAGGAUAAACUUACAAACACUUGUAAAAAACACAGUACCUCUACAAGUACUUAACAUGAAGUUGACUCUGACUUUACCAAUUUUUGUAACAAUUUUAUUAGCUGUUGUAAUUGGAGGUUGCAAUUGCAAGAUUGUACAAUUCAUCUUUGGAGACUCUCUUUCAGAUGUUGGCAACAACAACUUCCUCUCCAAAAGCCUUGCUCGCGCGAAUUUGCCAUGGUAUGGUAUUGAUUUUGGGACUGGAUUGCCUAAUGGUAGAUUUUGCAAUGGCCGUACUGUUGCUGAUAUAAUAGGUGAUGAAAUGGGGCUUCCAAGGCCACCAGCAUAUCUGAAUCAAUCGUUAACAGAAGAUGUUAUACUAGAGGACGGAGUCAAUUUUGCCUCUGGAGGUGGUGGCAUUCUAAACGAGACAGGCGGUUUAUUUAUACAGAGGUUUUCCUUAUACAAGCAAAUAGAGUUGUUUCAAGGCACACAGGAAUUAAUUAGAGAAAAAAUUGGAAGCAAAAAAGCUGACAUAUUUUUCCAACGAGCAAGAUACGUGGUAGCCUUAGGAAGCAAUGAUUUCAUCAACAAUUACUUAAUGCCUGUUUAUAGUGAUUCAUGGACGUAUAAUGACAAAUCCUUCAUCCAAUACUUAAUGGACACUCUCAGGUCACAGCUCACAUUGUUGCAUAGUUUGGGGGCUAGGGAGUUGAUGGUGUUUGGGCUAGGGCCAAUGGGUUGUAUUCCACUUCAAAGAGUUCUAAGUUCAGAUGGUCAGUGUCAGGACAAGACUAACCAGCUGGCACUUACCUUCAACAAAGCAACAGACGAACUUGUCGUGGAAUUGGCAAACACACUUCCAAAUGCCAGCUACAAGUUUGGAGAUGCUUAUGAUGUUGUUAACGAUGUCAUAACUAAUCCCGGCAAUUACGGUUUUAGUAACUCGGAUUCGCCAUGCUGCUCGUUUGGAAAAAUUAGGCCAGCAUUGACGUGUAAUCCAGCAUCGAUAUUGUGCAGCGACAGAAGCAAAUAUGUGUUUUGGGAUGAAUACCACCCUUCGGAUAGAGCUAACCAGUUGAUUGCUAAAGAGCUUAUUAAAAAACUCGGAUUUUUGAAGCCUAACCAGACAGAUAUUGCUUCUCCCCCUACACCAGCUUUGGGUCCUUCAUCCGAUGAUGACGGACAAUAGAGUUUUUUUUUUUUCAUAACACAUAAAUCGUAUUUUUUAAUUCGGUCAAGACCUAACAUUUUCGUCUUCUGUCUUUAGUGUGCACAAGUUAACAGGCAUGACAAGCGUGUCUACUUGUCAACUACAAUUAUGAUAUUUAAGAAGUCAAUUUGUAUACACCCAAAGUUGGAGGACAUAAAUAUCGAAUGACGCUAUUAUUAUUUUUUCUUUCA
Molecule: messenger RNA, 1559 nt
Organism: Solanum dulcamara
Lineage: Eukaryota; Viridiplantae; Streptophyta; Magnoliopsida; Solanales; Solanaceae
Product: GDSL esterase/lipase At1g74460
Exons: 5
Coding region: 232-1347 (371 amino acids)
Molecular function (GO): hydrolase activity, acting on ester bonds
Source: RefSeq, a predicted model, not a curated record